Messenger RNA from Pseudovirgaria hyperparasitica, 1584 nucleotides. RefSeq names its product fatty aldehyde dehydrogenase. Bases 1 to 1584 code for a protein of 527 amino acids. Gene Ontology annotation, cellular component: cytoplasm. The transcript is spliced from 4 exons. Gene Ontology annotation, biological process: aldehyde metabolic process. NCBI's taxonomy places the organism in Eukaryota, Fungi, Ascomycota, Dothideomycetes, Acrospermales, Acrospermaceae. The record is from RefSeq and is a predicted model, not a curated record. Gene Ontology annotation, molecular function: aldehyde dehydrogenase (NAD+) activity.
AUGACGUCUAUUCCAGCAUUUGAGCAUACGCCCAUCGACAAGAUAUCUAACAUUUGUGGAGACGUUCGCAAUGCCUUUCUUUCCCAUAAGACCAGACCAAUCGAGUUCAGGCUUCAGCAACUGAGGAAGCUCUACUGGGGACUGAAAGACCACCGCGAAGCCAUUGUCGAAGCCUGCAAGAAAGACAUCGGCAAGUCAAGCUUCGAAACCUACCUGACUGAGAGCUCUUGGUGUGAGAAUGACAUUAUCUUCAUGUGUAACAACCUGGAGGCCUGGGCAAAGGACGAGAAGGCACCAGAUGGAAAGCUCAUGGACACGGCAUUCAGCCCAAGAAUUAGGAAAGAACCAUUGGGCACUGUAUUGGUCAUUGGUGCCUACAAUUUUCCCAUCCAACUUUCCCUUGGACCGGUCAUUGUUGCCAUUGCAGCUGGCUGUACAGUCGUUCUGAAGCCUAGUGAGAAUGCGCCUCACGCCGGAGCUGUCAUGCAAAAGAUUCUGGCCGAAUAUCUUGACCCCACAUGCUAUACCACCAUUCAGGGCGCCGUCCCCGAAACCACCGCAGUCUUGGAUCAGAAGUGGGACAAGAUCUUCUACACGGGCAGCGAAGCAGUCGGAAAGAUCAUCGCAAAGAAGGCUGCCGAGACUCUCACACCCAUAACACUUGAGCUCGGCGGUCGAAACCCAGCCAUUGUCACCAAGAAUGCUGACCCACGUCUUGCUGCCCGUCGCCUCAUGUGGGCGAAGUGUCUGAACGCGGGUCAAGUUUGUGUCUCGCAGAAUUAUACCCUCAUCGAUAAGUCCAUUCUCCCGGCUUUCAUUGAGCAAGUCAAAAAAGCGCUCGGCGAAUUCUUCCCCGACGGCCCUCAGAAGUCCGCCGAUUACGGUCGCAUCGUCAACAAACGUCAAUUUGAUCGCCUCAAGAAGCUACUCGAGUCCACCAAGGGCACCAUCCUCCAUGGCGGUCACAUGGAUGAAGCAGACUUGUACAUUGAGCCAACCGUAGUGCAGGUCAAUGACGAGCAUGACCCUCUCCUAGCUGAUGAGUCCUUUGGUCCGCUCAUCCCCGUCCUGGCUGUGAACGACAUUGACGAAGCUAUCCGCAUCGCUAACUCCGUGCAUGACACUCCGCUAGGGAUUUACCCCUUUGGUACUACUGCCGAGACUGAUAAAAUCCUGAACCAGACUCGCUCCGGUGGCGCAUCAGUUAAUGAUGGGUUCUACCACGCAUCCAUUCCCACGCUGCAGUUUGGCGGUGUAGGUACAUCCGGUCAGGGCGCAUACCGUGGGCGUGCGUCGUUCGAAUGCUUCACUCACCGCAGAAGUGUGACAACCACGCCGGGCUGGAUUGAGGGUCUACUAGACGUCAGGUACCCGCCAUACAACAUGAGCAAGCAGAAGCAAUUCGCCAGAUUGAACGAGGCGACCCCGAACUUCGAUCGCCAAGGACGCGCGAAGGCAAGCUGGGGUGGCUGGCUCAUUGGACUAGGUGCCAACAGCAAGGGUAGUGGAUUGGUCAGGUGGGCGGUACUGAUUGCUCUCGCCUAUGCUACGAAACAUUAUAUGCAGAGGACAUCGAAGUUAUAG